AUGGCAUCGUCCCAUGCUCAACCCCAGAGUCUUCGCCAUGCCAACGACCAAGCCCUCUGGCCCGCCGCUCCCGUCCAGCUCGCGCGCGGCCGCCAGCCCAGAGACGCGCAGGCCAAAACGGUGCCCUUCACCAACAUCACCACCUUUGACCGCUUCGAGGCUUCAGUACGCGACUAUCUCAGCAGCCCGCCAGAGGACCCAGAGCACACAGAUGCCCAGUUCUCCUUCUGGAUAGGCACUCGUUUCUCAGUCCCACCACCCUCGUCCACAUCGACAUCCCGCACGUCUCAGCCCCAGCCGCCAUCUCAGCAGCCCCCGUCGCAGCAACAGCAGCCACCGCAGCAGCAACAGCAACAACAACAACAACAACAACAACAACAGCAACACCAGACUCGCCUCCCCCACCACCAACAACCCCAUACCUCAUCCGGCUAUCAGUCUGCCCCAUAUGGCAGGCCUCCGCAAUAUCAGCCUCUCCCAGACCCCACUCUUGCACCCCGGCCCAGCUUCGCCGAAUCCGUCGAACCGAAUAAUGGGCCCAAGAAAGUGGAGCUCAGGGUCGAGUUGACUGUCGCGGAAGCGUUGCAGCCAACGCCGGACCCCAAGGACAAGAUGCGGAAGCAGAGGGCAAUAGCAAAGUGCUGUGUCGAUGCAAUACAAAAGAUCGAUGGGUACCGCUACAGCUUUCACAAUUGCUGGAACAGCAGAGAGGAUGACAGCUUCCGCUUUUCCUACUACUGCAACGACUCGCUCCUCAACAAGGACCGUGCUGCCAAUGGCAAAGGCGCAAAGAUGGGCAAGCGUGCGACCAAACCUGUCUACGACUGCAAGGGCGUGCUGUCUGUCAAGUUCUCGGCCUCCAAGCAGACGCUUGAUGUCUUCUACAAGCAUGUGCCCAUUCAUAAGACAUACGAAGAGCGCGCACCGCCCCCACGCAAAGAUUCCAAGCGGCGAAAGUACCUCGAGGAAAAUGAUCCAGAGGCAUUGGCGAGGCUCACGAAUCGAUCCAGACAGCUGAGCAGCGAGGAUCCGGACGUUCCCAAGACGAAGAGAAAGAAGCCUCCAACUCCAUCUCUUCCAGACCCUCCAAGGUUGUCCAACACUUCACUUGAAAGUGACCUAAGAGCUCAGAGUCUUCGAUCGCUUUUGGAGCUCAUACAAGUAGACACACCCUCACAGAUAGUGCCGACGUCUUCUGCACCACCUCCACCUCCACCUCCACCGCCCCCUCCUGCCCCUCAUCGUCCUGCUCGGCCAGCACAAGAGCAUUCGGCAGCCCCACAAAACACACUGUAUGUUGAACCUCAUAUUGGGCAGACACCUCAACGAAAGCGACCCAGGACCAGUUGCAAUGCCUGCAAGACAAAGAAGACAAAGUGCGAUAACACACGGCCAAUAUGCCAAACGUGUAUCACCAAAAACCGGGAAUGCUUCUAUCCGGAAUCCGCGACUGAUGAGGACCAACGUCCGACUACCGGUCCUCCUGAGCCGACACAGCACUCCCGUCAAGCGUCUCACUCUGGUCAGGCUUCAAAUAAUGAAUCCGAGCUUGAAAGAUUGAAGAGAGAAUUGGAAGAAGCCAAAGCAAAAAUACGCGAGUUCGAGACGGAGAGGCGCUCCUCAACGACUCCUGUGCAAGCACCACAUACUGCACCCAGACCACGGUCGCAGCCGCAACAGAUUCAUGUCCAGCCACAGCAGCCGCAUGUUCAGCAGCAGCCGCAUGUUCAGCAGCAGCCACACGUUCAGCAGCAGCCACGGCAGAUGCGACCUCAGCCUCAGCCCCAACCUCAGUCUCAGCAGCAGCCUCAGCCUCGCCAUCGCCCUCAGGUCUCACAGUCCCAGACAAUGCCCCAAGUUCCUCAACAGCAGAAACAGCAAACUCCACAACGCCAACAGACCAUGCCAAGCCACCGUCAGCAACUAUCGCAGCUCAACCAAGGCUCGUCGCGUGGUAUUGGCAGCCCACCGCAGCAGUUGAUGUACAAGGUUGGCAGUCAGUCUCCACAGCAACGUCCACAACAACGCCUUCAGAGCCAGCAGCAGCAGAACCAAAUCGGAGCAUCGCAGACAAUGACAACAACACAACAACAGCUCCAAGCACACCAGAUUCAGUCCUCUCAACUCCAAACACCCCAAAAUUACUUUGCAACCAACCACUCUAAUCAUUCUCCCUACGGCACUCUGAACAGACCAAUACCUCAGAAUGGGCAUACCGUCAACGUCAUGACCAACCAGAGUGCACUAAUGCCACAAAAUGGCAUGUCGAUGCAAGGCAACAACGUCCAAGCAGCGCAGACCCAGUCACAAUCCUCGAACCAAACAAACCAAGAAAUGCUCUCUUCAAACGAAGGAAUAGCCUCUGCUGCAGCAACUCUCAACCCCAACAACCCUUUUGCGAGAAGUGAUUAUGCAUGGUCUACCCCUGCAUACUAUGGCUUUCCAAACCAAAAUGCAGCUCAGCACCAACAGCAGCAGUCUCAAGACUCCCAACAGCAACAGCAGGCACAGGCUGAGGACGCGCAUUGGGGCUAA
Bipolaris victoriae FI3 is the source of this 2535-nucleotide messenger RNA. RefSeq lists its product as hypothetical. The record is from RefSeq and is a predicted model, not a curated record. Bases 1 to 2535 code for a protein of 844 amino acids. Gene Ontology annotation, molecular function: zinc ion binding; DNA-binding transcription factor activity, RNA polymerase II-specific; sequence-specific DNA binding. The transcript is spliced from 2 exons. Lineage: Eukaryota; Fungi; Ascomycota; Dothideomycetes; Pleosporales; Pleosporaceae. Gene Ontology annotation, biological process: positive regulation of transcription by RNA polymerase II.